Penaeus indicus is the source of this 1152-nucleotide messenger RNA. RefSeq lists its product as uncharacterized. The record is from RefSeq and is a predicted model, not a curated record. Bases 113 to 1135 code for a protein of 340 amino acids. Lineage: Eukaryota; Metazoa; Arthropoda; Malacostraca; Decapoda; Penaeidae. The transcript is spliced from 3 exons.
GUUGAAUCUGAGAAGUGAUAGCGGUACCCACCACACGGACAUUCCCUCAGCAGACAGGGCAUUUACCUUUGUGUAAUUAUAUGCAGUAACCCCCAAAGGAUUUAAAAGAACAAUGCCACGACAUAGCAAAAAGAAGAUUUCACUGCACGAGAAAGCAAUGAAAGGCGUGAGAGCAAGACUGGGCAGACCUCCUCCCCCCUCACACCUGUUCCUCGCCGCCACCCCAGAGGAAACCGUAGCAGCUUCAUCACUUGCUGACAUGAGGAAAAGAAGCAGAAUAUCAGAUUGUCUCUUGGUGAAGACACCCCAUGCCAGAAUGGGUGGUACAGACACUUGUAUGAUGACAGAUGGAUUCACUAUUAGAGGCGAGAGUAAAGUAUCCUUUCCUGAGGUCUGUAAUAUGGAAAUGAAGGAUGAAGAAAGUGAGGAAACAUUUAUUGAAGAGGAUAUCACAAUCAAAGAGGAGGAGCCUGACAGUUGUGAUCCUUUAGUAACUAUUCCUUGUAAAAAUUGUGAGAAUGUGUAUGCCACCAAGUGUGAAAUGGAGGUUCAUUUAAAGGCAGUACAUAAGGAAGGACACCUCUUGCAUUGUAGGAAUUGCAAUGAAAAGUUCCCUGAAGAAAGUGAACUUGCUCUCCAUUCCGAAGUACAUGUUAAAAGAGAGACGUUGAAUGAUAAGGUUGCAUCAGAGCCUUCAGAGAAUUUGGUAUGGACUAGUGCUGCUCGUGAAUUGACUGUUAAUCUUCCAAAGACAGUUGUGGCACCAAGGGAAAAAAUCGACCCUCAACAGCCCACCACAACUGCAAACCUGACCAGACGUCCCACACCAAGAGACUCUAUCACCUCAACACAAAUGAACAACUCGCUUAACAUUCCAACUCCACCAAGGCCCAUUAAAAAGAGGAAACGCAAAACUAGCCUUGUAUCUCACAUUGGCGACCGGUUAAUGAAAGCCCUAGCUAAUGUGCAUAAGAAGUGGAAGAAUGUGAAGGAAUUAAAUGCACCCUUGGAUCCCGUAACGGAAUCUGUUAAGGGCUUCGUGAGGAUUUUGAAUGAUCGCCAUCCACACCUCAAGGCAAAGUUCAUCCAAAAGGUUAUUCAAGCUCAGGCAGAGAUCUCACAAGAAUUUCAUUGACCCCCCCCUCCACCCCC